This is a messenger RNA of Gavialis gangeticus (Gharial), 2831 nucleotides long. RefSeq names its product La ribonucleoprotein domain family member 6 (gene LARP6). Gene Ontology annotation, cellular component: nucleus. The record is from RefSeq and is a predicted model, not a curated record. The annotation marks the transcript as partial. Gene Ontology annotation, biological process: RNA processing. The transcript is spliced from 2 exons. Gene Ontology annotation, molecular function: mRNA binding. Lineage: Eukaryota; Metazoa; Chordata; Crocodylia; Gavialidae.
UUUGCUUCACUAGUAAAUCUAGUGAAACCUAGGGUGACACACACCUGGUUACGCUCAGUUAAUAAUAUUAUUUCAUUGUCCUGUUCUAGUGGAGGUGAGAAUGAUGAAGACUUUGACCAAGACUGGAAGCCUCCAGAAAAUGAGCUCAUCCAGAAGUUAAUAGAACAAAUUGAGUAUUACUUUUCAGAUGAGAACCUUGAGAAAGAUGCCUUCCUCUUAAAACACGUGAGAAGAAAUAAGAUGGGCUAUGUCAGUGUUAAACUACUUACUUCUUUCAAAAAGGUAAAACACCUUACCCGUGACUGGAGAACCACAGCUCAUGCCUUGAAGUAUUCCAGUAUACUGGAGCUGAAUGAAGACAAUAAAAAAGUGAGAAGAAAUACUCCAGUUCCAGUGUUUCCCAGUGAGAACCUUCCUACCAAGAUGCUGCUUGUGUAUGAUAUCCACUUGAUUUCUGAGCUACCAGCUCUGAACAAAGAGCAAGAGAAUGGCUGCAUGCAAGAAAAGGUUAUGGAGCAUCUUCUCAAGGCCUUUGUAAUAUUUGGUGUCAUCUCAUCUGUUCGUAUUCUCAAGCCUGGGAGGGAUCUGCCACCUGACAUUAAACGAUUCAGCAGUCGAUACACCCAAGUUGGAACACAGGAAUGUGCAAUAGUAGAAUUUGAAGAAGUUGAUGCUGCAAUAAAAGCUCAUGAGUCCAUGUCCAUUGAAAAGAAUGAAGAAGCUGGCAUGAAGGUUGUCUUGAUAGGAAUGAAGCCACCAAAGAAAAAAGUUUUAAAAGAUAAAAACCGUGAUGAAGAUCCCAACAAGGGUCUUAAUAAAAUUAAAUCCCUGAAUAAGAGAGUUGAGGAACUUCAGUAUGUUGGUGAUGAAUCUUCAGCAAACAGUUCUUCAGAUCCAGAGAGUAACCCUACAUCUCCAUUGUCUGGACGCAAGAGUGAUGCUAUGAGCAAGUUGAGCCCUACCAUGUAUCAAAACAACCAUCUCAGCCCUAAUGUGUCACCUCGGUCAAGCCCCUGGAACAGCCCAUCCUCACUGCGCAAAGUGUCCAGGAAGUCUCCAUUGGCUGAAGAGGGCAAACUCAACCCUACCACUAGUCCUGAAAUCCCAAGGAAGUGUGCAGAUUAUUCUUCAGAUAGCAGCAUCACUCCUUCUAGUAGCCCCUGGGUGCAAAGGAGAAGGCUAGCUCAAACUGCAACACAGGAAAAAAGUCCAGUAGGUAGCCCUAUGCUAGCCCGGAAAAUACAAAAUGCAGGUGGGCUACCUGUGGGAGUGCUGAGGUUACCUAAAGGUCCUGAUGGUACCAAGGGAUUCCAUAAUGGAUGUGAAAGGAAUAAACCUAAGAAGAAGGAAUAAACUUAGAGUGUAUUUACAUUUAUUUUAUUUUUUUUAAACCAGUUUCCCAAAUCCAUUUUUGUUCAAGUCUGGUGAAGACUGUCACUUGAAUGACUGAAUUAAGUCAGUAUUUAAUUUUUAAAUAAUUUGUAUUCAUUUAUAGACUUAUCAUUUGUAUUUUUGUAUUUGCACUUAAUCUGCAUUAUUUUUAUACUUUUGUUUUUUAGUUUCAAAUGCCUGAACAUUGGAACAUAUUACUUUUUUAUGCCAGGUACUUAAAACUAUUAAUGUGACUGCAUUCAUUGAUAAAGAUAUACUUCUGCACAGACAGCAAUGUGUAAACAUAAUACAGAGUAUUUAGUCGUAUUUUCCUAAGCUAUGGUACUUUACCAUUCUGUUCAUUUAAGACCUAUUGGAGGAUUGAAGACUUCCUGUUUUUCUAUAUUGAAGGGAACUCUAAAAGUCUGUUUUGUUAUGUCAGACAUUUUGCUACUUGCCAAACCUGUCAAAGACCUGGUUAUACAUUUUGGUCCCAAUAUAUAAUAUUUUCCGUGAUGUGAAUAAAAUGCUAAGCAUUAAAAUGUUUUCAUGGGUUUAACUGCAAUGUCAAGUGAUCAAAUGGGAAGGUUCUAAACAGUUUUUGUAUAGUCUUUUAGUAUGAAAUAGUCCUCUUUUUGGAACUUAUCAGUAUCUGUCUAACUCUGAAGGCUUAGGUCAUGCAUUACUUGUUCUCCCUGUCUUUUGGAAUCAGUUGUGGCUUAUUUUAAAUGGCAAAACUGCUUCUGCUUUUGAAAAACUGUCAGGCAGCUUUUUGUUGAAAACUGUGCAUGGCAAUACCUGUGAUUUUUAUCUUUAUUUUUUUUUUGAGGGUGGGGGAGAGCAGGAGGCUAAGGAGAGGGAUCAGCCCGCAAUCACGUCCGACUUGACAGUAGUGCAGGAGGAGCCCAGGAUUAGCUGAUUGUUGGCUGGCUCCCAGAACCCACUACGACCAAUUCAGGCUCCACUGCAGUUUCUAGAACCAGCCAACAACUUGGUGGUUGGUUGGACCACAGUACAGUCCCUGCCAGCUGACUUUUGGUUGGCAGGGACCACACUGAGGCCAGCCGGAGACCUCAGUGCAGUCCAUCGUGUCUCAUCUUCAUUUUAAAGCACAACAGAAAUCAGCCACACAACUAUUACACUUUUUGUGUAUGUCUGUAAUUUUUGUGGCUGGCUUUGUGUUUUGUUGCACAUUUAACCCCCUGAAUGUGUGGCCAGGUUGUACUUUGAUUCAGUUAACUGGUUAAUUGCAUCUUGCGUGUAAUGUCUGCCAGGGGCCUAACACACCAGUAGAAUGAAGUAACAUUUCUUGAGUUGCACUUGUUUUAGAGCAACUCAACAGAAGGAAAAUCACUCCAACUGUCCUUGUGAAGUUUUGUACUUAGUUAAGUGUUUUGGGGGUUUUUGGAAACUCAAUUUGUAUGGUACAAUAAGAGAUGCUUUGAUUUUUUUUUUUUUUU